Trifolium pratense (red clover) is the source of this 1796-nucleotide messenger RNA. Its product is annotated as protochlorophyllide-dependent translocon component 52, chloroplastic-like. The record is from RefSeq and is a predicted model, not a curated record. The coding region runs from base 35 to 1663 and encodes 542 amino acids. Gene Ontology annotation, molecular function: 2 iron, 2 sulfur cluster binding; chlorophyllide a oxygenase activity. The transcript is spliced from 7 exons. NCBI's taxonomy places the organism in Eukaryota, Viridiplantae, Streptophyta, Magnoliopsida, Fabales, Fabaceae.
UCCGUAAGCUUUGCAGAAGGGAACAGUGGAAGCUAUGUUGGCUUUUUCUGUUCAUUUACUUCACAUCCCAGUAGCAAUUAAAACACAAACCCCAUUAAAGAAAUCAAUGUUCUUGAACUCACAAUUGCAUUCAAAACAUUCAUUAAUUCAUGGGAACACUUCAAAGUUCAAGCUUCUCACUGCCUUAUCACCCUCUCCAUUGACAGAUUCUAGUAGUAAUCUUCAAGUGGAUGAUGAGGCAGAAGUUGAAACAGGUUCAGAGAAAUUUGACUGGUACUCACAGUGGUACGCUUUGAUGCCGCUUUGUGAUCUUGACAAAAGAGCACCUCAUGCUAAGAAAGUGAUGGGAAUUGAUGUUGUUAUAUGGUGGGAUAGGAAUGAAGGUGAAUGGAAAGUUUUUGAUGAUGCAUGUCCUCAUAGAUUGGCACCUUUGUCUGAAGGAAGAAUUGAUCAAUGGGGUAGGUUGCAGUGUGUGUAUCAUGGUUGGUGUUUUAAUGGUUCAGGUGAUUGCAAAUUCAUUCCUCAGGCACCUCGUGAUGGACCUCCGAUUCAUACGUCGAAAAAAGCAUGUGUAGCUGCUUAUCCAAGCACAGUGCAGAAUGAUAUCUUGUGGUUUUGGCCAAAUACUGAUCCUCAGUACAAAGAUAUUAUCACAAGGAAAACACCCCCAUUCAUGCCAGAAAUUGAUGAUCCAUCAUAUACUAGAGUAAUGGUAAACAGAGAUAUUCCUUAUGGGUAUGAGGUACUGAUUGAAAACCUCAUGGACCCUGCACAUGUUCCAUAUGCACACUAUGGAGUAAUGAACACUGCACAACCAAAAGAGAAAGAUGAUAGAGAAGGAGGAAGACCACUUGAAUUGUCAAUUGAAGAGUUAGAUGUCAAUGGUUUCACAGCAACUCAGGGUUGGAGUAAAAGCAUAUUUAUGCCACCAAGCAUCUUUUACAAUGUGUUUACAUCAAACAACACUUUAUAUGAUCCAAAUUACGCAUAUAGUGAUCCAAAUAAACCUGCAUCUUCCGUUGAUACUAUGAAAUCAUCGUUUCAGAAGAAAAUUGCUUUGAUCUUUAUUUGCAUUCCUGUUAGUCCUGGUAAUAGCAGACUGAUUUGGUGCUCUCCAAGAAAUUUCGGACUGUGGAUUGACAAAAUUGUACCGCGAUGGAUUUUUCAUCUGAGACAAAACUUGAUUAUAGAUUCAGAUUUAUAUCUUCUACAUGUUGAGGAAAAGAAAAUAAUGGAUGUUGGUCAAGAAAAUUGGCAUAAGGCCUGUUUUGUGCCAACAAAAUCAGAUGCUCUUGUGAUUGGUUUUAGGAAGUGGUUGAAGAAGUAUGCAGGUGGUCAAGUUGAUUGGAGAGGAAAAUAUAGCGGCGCUCUUCCUCCUACACCUCCUAGAGAACAACUUUUGGACCGGUACUGGAGCCAUGUGGUGAAUUGCAGAAGUUGCAGUUUGGCCUAUAAGAGCCUCAAUGUGGUGGAAGUGGCGCUGCAGAUCAUAUCAGUUGCUGCAAUUGGGAUUUUUGCCGCAAUGAAGCAGGGUGCAGUUUCAGCUGUAACAAGAAAUUCAAUGGUUCUGAUGGCGGUACUUUCAUUUGCAUUGUCGCGGUUGUUAGCUCACUUCAUAUACAAAUACUUCCGAUAUCAUGACUACGAACAUGCCUUUCACUGAAAUGUGUUUCCUUAGUUAUUGAUGUGAUGAAAUAUCCAACAUUGUUGUGUGUGUGUAGUCAAGUUGUACUAAAACAUAGCUAGUAAUUAUUGGUAUCUAACAUAUUGCUAUAAAAACUGUUAUCCUUCUGUUA